This is a messenger RNA of Prorocentrum cordatum, 692 nucleotides long. NCBI's taxonomy places the organism in Eukaryota, Dinophyceae, Prorocentrales, Prorocentraceae. The record is from the annotation of a GenBank genome assembly.
UAAAAAACCACGCUCUAUCCGCGGAACAAAAUAUCCGCGGGGUCGCCGCCCAGGGGCCUGGCCUGCGAGGCCGUGGGUACGGAUGUAUACUUCGCACGCGCGGGGUCGGCAAGACACGCCAUCGACCCAAGACACGUGCGCACAGCGAGGCAGCCCGAGCAGGCCCGCCGCGAGGACUGGGUCACCCUCGCCCGGGCCUAGGUCAGACCAGGCGGGCGAGGCCGUGGCCUCGAGCAUCUGACUUGUCUGUAAUAUGCCAUGCGAGAAACUUGAAAAAGUAGGAGGGGAGCAGCAAGAAGAAGAGGAAGUCCGUGAGGCGGAGACGGAGAAGGGAGGGACGGCGGCAGCGGGGGCCGCAGGAAGAGGGCAACAGAGGGCGGGCUCGAUCCUGACUGCGGCGUGUACCGGCUGGUGCAGUCCGCCACUGCUGCGCUGCGGCGAGGCAGUCAUGGACAAAAUAAGGCAGAUCAUCCACAAGCAAAACUACCUAGUCCCACCAGCAUGCGGGCUGGGCGGAGGGGGAGGAGGACGAGGAGGGGGCCUGAGGCGGAGGAGGAGGAGGAGGAAUGGUGGACCUCCUUGGCACUGCCUCCACUUGGUGCACGCGCAGGGCAAAAAGGUGCCCCCCUAGGCGCUGCUCACGGACUCGCCGCACGAGCCGCCGGCGACGUCCUCCAGCUGCUGCAGCGCCU